CGCGAUAGUUGUUGCAGAGGGUGUGUUGGGCUUUUGGUGGGAAUUAUGGGUGUUGUAGUCCUAAAAUGUCAGAAAAGCCCGUGCGUUGCCAUAACAAACCUGUAUAGCUUCCAGUUUCUCUUAGUAAAAUCCUUAAAAUGGUUACAGUAGAUAUGCCUGUUUAACUACAAUAUUUAUAAAUAUAUGUUAAACUUGUAUACAUAUGGUUUACAAUGCCAUACAAUCUCAUGUUAUUAUUGAAAUAGUAUGAAAGACAUCUUGACAAUGCUCAUAGCUUUCAAAAACUUCUAACAAUGAUGUAUUAAAAUCCUUAUACAAAAUAAUAUUUAAAUGAAUUGUUUCCAAGUCCGAUAAUUUCGAGUUUAAUCUAUAAACUCCAAUUAAAAGCAGAAUUUGAACAAAACCCUUCACUUUUGUUAACUAUUUCGGUUUACCAGCAAAACAGGAAGUUGUUAGCAUUGUGGGACGUGUAGUUCCGCUUUGGGGGCUGCUGGGCUAGAUAACAGAGCGCCGAGGACCGAAACAAAAUUGAAAUUAGUGAAAACUUUAUCAGGAUUACAGAUAUCUGAAUAAAACAUUCCUGGGGUUGUAAAUAAGCAUGCCCGGAUUCACCUGCUGCGUCCCCGGCUGUUACAACAACUCGCAUCGGGACAGAGAGCUGCGCUUCUACACCUUUCCAAAGGAUACGGCGCAGAGAGAGAUUUGGCUGAAGAACAUCUCCCGGGCCGGGGUCAGCGGCUGCUUCAGCACCUUCCAGCCCACUACGGGCCAUCGAGUAUGCAGUACCCACUUUGCUGGUGGCAGGAAGACCUACAGCAUUCGGGUGCCCACCCUGUUCCCGCUGCGCGGUGUGAACGAGAGGAAAAACAGAAGAGGCAGGAGCAAGAAAGUGUCUGCCGUCCUGCCGAUAAUCGUCUCCGGCGCCGAUUUUACUCUCAGCGGCGAGACCCCGGAGGAAGCCGACAGCGGUGGCAGGGUGCUGCCGAAGGGCCAGGAAACGAAGCCUGUCGACUUGACAGCGCAGGGAGACGGUCCGUGCUUAACCAUCGAGGGGUCAAGUUUCGCAGCCCUUGCUGGCUUCACUGCCACGCAGCAGCCGGCGGCGCACAUCGUGCCGUACUCCACACCGGACCUCUCCGCCCUGGGCGCCUUGGAUCACCCGUACUCGCUAAACAUUGGCACUACGUCGGCCGAGCUGCUGAAGAAGCUCAAUGAACAGCGGGACAUCAUCGCUCUGAUGGAUAUUAAGAUGAAGGAGAUGAAGCACACCAUCCAGCAGUUGAAAGUAACGGAAGCGAGGCUAAAGGAAGAAGUGCGGGAGAGGGAUCGGAUGCUGUCCGCUGCAGUGGUGCGAAAGAAAGUUUGAUCGUAGGAGUACUAAGAUAAACAUGGACAAGACUGAACAUUAUGUGCUGCAAGCAGGUGUUAAAUCAUUUUGAAGCGAUAUCAGGAGGAUGCUUCUUUUUUCUACAAAAUCGAUUAUAGCUUGUUCCCCAGUGAAGAACUUGACAGACCUUUAAAUGGUUUUUUUCCUGGCAUCACUUUUUUUUAAAAUGAUGUCUAUGUCAAAGUUUAGCAGCGUACCUUGGCAUUAGACUAAGUUUAGUAUAUCACUCUCAUGCCUAUGCUUGGCUCUAGUGACAAUGGAUGAUCCAGAUGAUUUUUCAGCUAUGUGGUUUAAAGGCUUUUUUAAGAACAUGUAAGCAGUCUGAUAACAGCAUAUGGCAGGGAAAAUGGGAUUUGAGAGGAAAUUUGUCGAACGUGGGAGGGGGUGAUCCUGUAAAUGUGUGUUUCUUUAUUUUGGCUCAUGAAUUGCUGUCAGAUGGACUGUGCAUUCAUGCGCGUACCAUAUGAAGUGUUUCAAUUUAGGAAUGAAGCGCUUAGAAAUGCACCGCACAAUUUAAGCCGUUUAGUUCACAAGUGUUUUAGUAUGUAUGUAACGUGUGUUUUACGUUGUUGAUUGUUAUGACUGCAUCGUUUGUUUAUUGGUUUACGGCGUAAUUUUGUAAAGUGAUCCCAAUACAUAUAUUUGGUGUCCGAGGGUAUGGUUAGUUAUAGGUCUAAUGAAUUCGUAUUCGUUAUUCCUGUAUAUGUCAGAAGUCUCAAAUGUUAUUUGCUAAAAGUAAACAACUUAAUGUGCGGAUGUUGGGGAAAAAUUUAAUUUCCUCCGUUAUUGAAAUUGCGGGUUCAUAAAAUGUAUACAAUGGCCGCGUGGAACUCUUUUCUCUGUUCCACAGCUAGUAACCUUCGAUGUUUCUGUACUCAACAAAGUGAGGGACAUAUAUUACAAACUGUCAUUACUGUCUAAAUUACACUUGACCUCAUUUGUGCGGGGUAGCCUAUGCAUUGAUACACCUGACCAAAUUCAAGAAACUUUGAGAAUGUAUAUUGAGAAUAUAUUCUAAUUACUAAUUGGUCAUACAAAUUGUGGAAUAGGAUUUGUCUGUGCAUUAUGUUUAAUUUUUUUUCCUUGAUUGUAUGCUAAGUAUUAGUAUAUACCCAAGUGACUGAAAACGUCUACAUUAGAAUAAUUACUUUAACAUAUAGAAUUCAUUUUCAGGAUGGACUUCCAUUCCAUGUUAGCAAAUUUGGACAUGUUGAGUUCUCAGAUGUGGUGCAUUUAUGGGAAUGGAGGAUCUCCCCAUAAUAUGUAAGACAUACCCUAAGAGAUGUUAAGUUUUUAAUAGUUGGGUUAAAAGGGCAGGGAAUGGUAAGUGAUAUUGGAUUGUAAUGGCAGUCAUAUGGGGUCCAGGAGAUAUUACACAGAAAAUAUCCAGAUCUUGUUAUAACCAAUUAUAGUGACUAUGAGCUGAUGUUAUAUAUGGCAAAUAAUGUCAAUGGGAACAUCUACCUACAAUAAUAAAUAUUGUCCAAGGAAAUGUAUUUUGUUUUUCGUUGUCUUGUAAAUAAAGUUUUUUUUUUUAUUAUUAUUGACAGCAUGUUUGUUUUACAUUGUCAAAAGUUAUGGGGAAAUAAACUGGGCAUAUCUUUCUGCAUUGAUUCAGUUCAAAGGUACUAUCUUAAAAAGGUGAUGCUAAUUUAUACUGAAACUGAUUGGUAAAAAAUGUUUAGAACAGGCUAUAAAUGCAUAUGUUUAAAAGAGAAUGAAUAUCUACACAACAGAAAUUCAUUAAACGUCUAAGCAUUUGCUUUAUAAUUUGUAACCACACAUACUUUUUGCUGUUGUGCACAUGUAUCAUACUUUUGGUCUUUUGGAGCUUUGUAUGUUCUUUAUUAUCUGUUUGUUUUUCUAUAUGUAGAGUGUGCUGUUCGAGA
This is a messenger RNA of Paramormyrops kingsleyae, 3276 nucleotides long. RefSeq names its product THAP domain-containing protein 11. Gene Ontology annotation, biological process: regulation of transcription by RNA polymerase II. The record is from RefSeq and is a predicted model, not a curated record. Lineage: Eukaryota; Metazoa; Chordata; Actinopteri; Osteoglossiformes; Mormyridae. Gene Ontology annotation, molecular function: RNA polymerase II cis-regulatory region sequence-specific DNA binding. Gene Ontology annotation, cellular component: nucleoplasm.